AAAGCUAGAAAUUGGAAAUCUGAAAAUCUAACAACCAAAAUCCACAAAUGGAGAAACUCUCAUCUUUCUCCUUAACAUUUCUCAUCCUAAUCUCCAUCACCAUAUCAACAACACAACCAAAUAGCCAAGUGACAUCAUUGCCCCUCUCCACAAACUCAAGAUGGAUAGUGAAUGAGGGAGGGGAAAGGGUAAAACUGGCAUGUGUGAAUUGGGUGACUCAUCUACAACCAGUUGUAGCAGAAGGGCUAAGCAAGCAACCAAUGGAGAUGAUUGCCAGGAAAAUAGUUUCAACGGGAUUCAAUUGUGUUAGGCUCACUUGGCCACUUUUCUUGGUUACUAAUCAAACCGUUGGUUCUCUAACCGUUAGACAGUCAUUUCUAAAUCUUGGUUUGGUUGAAUCCAUUUCUGGUGUUCAAGCUAAUAAUCCUUCUAUUAUUGAUCUUCCUCUCAUCAAGGCUUAUCAGGCAGUGGUGACUAGCCUUGGGGACAACAAUGUGAUGGUGAUACUAGACAAUCAUAUAAGCAAGCCAGGUUGGUGUUGCAGUAGUUUUGACGGCAAUGGUUUUUUUGGCGACGCAUACUUUAACCCAGAUCAAUGGCUCAUUGGGUUAACCCAGAUGGCUACCUUAUUCAAAGGUGUCACUAAUGUGGUUGGCAUGAGCCUGAGGAAUGAGCUUCGAGGCCAGAAACAGAAUGUGAACGAUUGGUACAGGUACAUGGAGAAAGGAGCAGAAGCAGUACAUUCAGCAAACCCUGAUAUUCUUGUAAUUCUAUCAGGACUGAAUUAUGACAAAGACUUCACAUUCCUACGCAAUCGUCCCGUAAACCUCUCGUUCACCGGAAAGGUAGUUUUCGAGGUACACUGGUACGGGUUUUCCGACGGGCAAGCAUGGAGUGGCGGAAACCCGAAUCAAGUUUGCGGAAGAGUGGUCAAUAAUAUGAUGAGAAUGUCAGGAUUUUUACUAGACCAAGGAUGGCCGAUGUUCGUGAGCGAGUUCGGAAUUGACCAACGAGGUACGAAUGUGAACGAUAAUCGGUACUUGGAUUGCUUCAUUGGUGUAGCAGCUGAGCUUGACUGGGACUGGGCAUUGUGGACAUUGGUUGGAAGCUAUUACUUGAGGGAAGGAGUCAUGGGGCUCAAUGAGUAUUAUGGGGUGUUGAAUUGGAAUUGGUGUGAUAUCAGAAAUUCAAGCUUCUUGCAGCAAAUUUCUGCUCUUCAGACUCCUUUUCAAGGGCCAGGUCUAUCAGAAACUAAUCCAUAUAAAGUUAUUUUUCACCCAUCAACCGGUCUCUGUGUCACAAAAAAAUCAUUGCUAGAGCCACUGAGGCUAGGCCCUUGCACUGACUCUGAAGCAUGGAGAUACACACCUCAGAAGACUAUAACCAUCAAGGGCACAUAUUUCUGCUUACAAGCAGACCAAUUGGGCAAACCAACAAAAUUUGGAAUAAUUUGUACAGACUCGAGUUCGAAAUGGGAAUUUAUUUCGGAUUCGAAAAUGCACCUCUCAUCGAAGAUCACGAAUGGCACGACGGUUUGCCUUGACGUAGACGAGAACAAUUCUGUUGUUGUAAAUAGUUGUAAAUGUUUGAGUAGAGAUAGUACAUGUGAACCAGGAAGCCAAUGGUUCAAAUUGGUUAACAGCACAAGAAGUUCAACCACGAGAAAACCUGGUCGAAUCAACUCGGUUUUGGAUUUCCCAGUAAAGAAACUCUUAUGGAAGUUUUUCAGCUUAGCAUAAUUAGUCUAUGAAGCAAUUUGACAGGGGAGCAAACCUGUCUUCAACAAGUUUAUUGAAUAGAAAAAAACCUAAUGUGUACCUAAACAAACAAUUUAAUGGUCAAAAACAUUAUAUUAUAACAGCUUAUA
Molecule: messenger RNA, 1867 nt
Organism: Mercurialis annua (annual mercury)
Lineage: Eukaryota; Viridiplantae; Streptophyta; Magnoliopsida; Malpighiales; Euphorbiaceae
Product: glycosyl hydrolase 5 family protein
Exons: 4
Coding region: 48-1739 (563 amino acids)
Molecular function (GO): hydrolase activity, hydrolyzing O-glycosyl compounds
Source: RefSeq, a predicted model, not a curated record